AGCUGACGGGAAGCCUCGGCCAUCAUCGGUGUGUUUGCUGCUGCCAGAAUAACUCGAAUUUAUAACAAAAUGAUCACCGACAGAUGGUUGUUUUUACUUCGUGUCCCUGAAGAAACACUUGGAGCAGCUGGAAAACUACUUCUGACGGAGCUCUGAUGUAUUUUAAAACACUUUAGGAGAGAAAUGAGAGGGAAAAGUAGCGGAGUAGCGCUGCUCACCGCGGUGAAAGCGGGAGGUUUGGAGGCUCCUCCAACAAAAAGCAGAGAGCAGCAGAGCUCUACAUGACUUCAAUAUGAAGAGAAACAAGUCCGCUAUCGGCUCCUUCACUGUCAGCCUUCAACUCUGGUCCCACAUUUAGUCUGGAGUCUUUUGUCGAUGAAGAGAAAACACAAGUGGCCCGGCAUUCACACUGUUCACAGGAGCCGCGGCCCGGGUUGACUCUCCACGGUUCUCAUGGUGUGUUUAAGGACCGCCUCCUGUUCUGGAUUCUCCAUUCGUCCAGUCACACUCUCGUCUCGCUGUCGUGAGUAGCAUCAGAUUUUGAAUACACAAUGGCAGAAGUAGCUCCAGCUCCCGCCGCCGCCGCUCCGGCUAAAGCCGCCAAGAAGAAGGCGAGCAAGCCCAAGAAGGUCGGCCCCAGCGUCAGAGACCUGAUCGUCAAGGCUGUGUCCGCAUCCAAGGAGAGAAGCGGAGUGUCUCUGGCCGCUCUCAAGAAGGCUCUGACUGCCGGAGGCUACGAUGUGGAUAAGAACAAGGCUCGCGUCAAGACCGCCGUCAAGGCUCUGGUGCUCAAGGGGACUCUGGUCCAGACCAAGGGGACCGGAGCAUCCGGCUCCUUCAAGAUCAGCAAGAAGGUGGCCGAGCCCAAAGCCAAGAAGCCGGCCAAGAAGGCUCCUGCUAAAGCCAAGAAGCCCGCAGCCAAGAAACCCGCAGCGGCCAAGAAGCCCAAAGCUGCGGCCAAGAAGCCAGCAGCCGCCAAGAAGUCCCCCAAGAAGCCCAAGAAACCCGCAGCCGCCAAGAAACCCGCCAAGAGCCCCAAGAAGGCCGCCAAGAGCCCCAAGAAGGUGGCCAAGAAGGCUCCUGCAGCCAAGAAGGCUCCCGCAAAGAAGACUGCCAAGCCCAAAGCCAAGAAGGCAGCAGCACCCAAGAAGAAGUGAGCCCUCACCAACACCUGACACCUCCUCAACAAAGGCUCUUUUCAGAGCCACCCA
This is a messenger RNA of Acanthopagrus latus (yellowfin seabream), 1211 nucleotides long. Its product is annotated as histone H1-like. The transcript has a single exon. Bases 552 to 1157 code for a protein of 201 amino acids. The record is from RefSeq and is a predicted model, not a curated record. Lineage: Eukaryota; Metazoa; Chordata; Actinopteri; Spariformes; Sparidae. Gene Ontology annotation, biological process: nucleosome assembly. Gene Ontology annotation, cellular component: nucleosome. Gene Ontology annotation, molecular function: structural constituent of chromatin; DNA binding.